This is a messenger RNA of Mollisia scopiformis, 867 nucleotides long. RefSeq lists its product as uncharacterized. Lineage: Eukaryota; Fungi; Ascomycota; Leotiomycetes; Helotiales; Mollisiaceae. The transcript has a single exon. The record is from RefSeq and is a predicted model, not a curated record. The coding region runs from base 279 to 749 and encodes 156 amino acids.
CGCGGAGUUUUGAGUUUGAGUUUUGUUUAUGGCCUUGAGGUUGAGGAAUAAGACCAGGGGAAAAAGAGAUGGAGAAUGAGAUGGAGAAUGAGAUGGGGGAUAUGUCUAUCUGUGUAGAUAUCCUUGGCUGGUAUCAAGAUGCGUUGCGAUGUGGUGAUUUGCGAAUGCAAGAAUCAAUGAAUGAGCGUUUUACUGAUUCGAGUUUUCUUUUACGAGCGCCUUUGAGAUGUGAUGAAUUCUUUGUUUAUACAUUAAUGUUAAAAAUCUAGUGAAGUCGAAUGAAAAUGCUCUUAAGAAAUUGGAAUUCAACUCAGGAGUACAAUAAUUCUCAUCUACCGAAUUUGACAGGAGGCACACGAUACUCAGAAUAUUCACUCUUGUACUCUCCAAGCAACCUGUACCAGCUCAACGAAGAUAUUCAUCACUCCUUAUCACUCACGAAUCACAAACAGGCGUCUUAUCCAGUACCCAUACCUCACCAUCCCAAUAAAAGACAGCGAUCACAGACCGGAGACUCUCCCGACUCAGGACUAUCGAUAUUCGAAAUCCCAUUGUUGUCUGAUCUACAGUACCGAAAGAAAUAUCUCGGUCUUGGCAUCCGAGUUAAGCAUAGAAGUCUCGAUGACCUCAUCGUGAGACCGAUGAGUGAUGAGCGGACUCGGAUUGCGCGAGUUCAAGAUGAGAAGAUCAAACAUGGUCUUAUCGGUCUCAUCUCUAUCUCUAUUCUUAAAAUAGACCUCACUCGGUGAGGUUAGGAGACUUUCUUCCGAGAUGAAAGGAGGUUGCAAGGUGAUACAAACGCCACAAAAGUGAGACUGAUCACCUGGAGAGCAAAGAAUGCCUUGCAUGCCUGAGGAGGGGUAGUGG